GGCCGUAGCUUGGGGCAAGUGGGGGCCCGUCUUCUCUAGAAAGGAAAGGAAGUGCUAAAGAAAAGGGGAGAAGUUGGUCAUCGGAUCCUCGAAACAUCCAGCCGAAGAACAUCGCCUGAAUUUUGGAGAAGAGAAAGACACAGCGUUACGAUGCCGGUGAUGGAGAAGCUGAAGAUUUUCGUAGUGCAAGAGCCUGUUGUAGCAGCUUCUUGCCUUAUCGCUGGUGUUGGUCUUUUCCUCCCAGCUGUGGUGAGGCCGAUUUUGGAUUCCUUUGAAACAAGCAAGAAUGUCCAUCAGCCUACGAUAAGUGAUGUGGUUGCAGGUGUGCGUAAAAAGCAGGCAUAAAGUGACUCGUUAAAGCAAAGUAGCAGAAUAUGAUUAUCCCAAGUUUCAUCGGGUUUUAAUUGCUUUAUUUUUCUGCAUAGUGAGCAGGAUGAAAUAAGCCUUUCCUUUAAAUUGUUGGACUCUGGAAAGUAACUGAUAUUGCACACUCAACGUCAUCCUUUCUUGUACAAGUAUAUGAAUAUUUUCUCGAUGUGCUGAUUAAACGCUCAUCGGCAAUUCAUGCAUCUUUUGAGAUC
Molecule: messenger RNA, 581 nt
Organism: Manihot esculenta (cassava)
Lineage: Eukaryota; Viridiplantae; Streptophyta; Magnoliopsida; Malpighiales; Euphorbiaceae
Exons: 3
Coding region: 151-345 (64 amino acids)
Source: RefSeq, a predicted model, not a curated record